Molecule: messenger RNA, 804 nt
Organism: Helianthus annuus (common sunflower)
Lineage: Eukaryota; Viridiplantae; Streptophyta; Magnoliopsida; Asterales; Asteraceae
Exons: 1
Coding region: 1-804 (267 amino acids)
Source: RefSeq, a predicted model, not a curated record
AUGUUUAACAAAACCCUUAAACAUCAGGGUAGGGUUAAAGCGAAGGUGCCAUGGGCUGCGGUCUGUUUGCCUAAGGAGGAAGGUGGGUUAGGCAUUAGGAGCAUUUCGGAUGUUAAUAAAGCUCUAAUGACUAACCAUAUUUGGAGCAUUCUCACUAAACGGAAGUCUCUUUGGGUUAAAUGGAUCUACUCGCAUAAAUUAAAUGGUAGAAGCUUGUGGGAUAUCUGUCCUCGAGGAAGUAUUAGUUGGGGUUGGAGGAAAAUUUUGGCCAUUCGAAGUACUGUUCGGCCCUUUGUAUGGAAGGCGGUUCGGAGUGGUACCCAAACUAAUUUAUGGAGUGAUAACUGGUGCCAGUAUAGUCCUCUUAAUUCUUUCAUUACUCCUAGAAGUAUUGCUAAUGCGGGCUUCAAUCUUAACUCCUCUAUUGCGGAUCUCAUUGAUGAUAAUGGCCACUGGAAGUGGCCUCAGGCAUGGUAUGAUUUAUAUCCGGUUUUAAUAGGAGUAAGUGUUCCUCAAUUGAUACAGAAUAUGGAAGAUAGUACAAGCUGGAAAGAUUUGGAUGGUAACACGAGGCCUUUCGGGUCAAUGGAAGUUUGGAAAAAUACUCGACAUCGUGAACAACCAGUUACAUGGGUUAAUGGUGUUUGGUUUAGUCAAUGCAUUCCAAGACACUCUUUUCACCUAUGGCUGGUUAUCAAGAAUAAGCUCAAGAUGCAAGAUCGGUUAGCCAUUUGGGAGGCGGGGAGUGAAACAAAUCUAAGACUUAUGUGUUGUCCUUUAUGUAGGAAUGACCGUGAUUCGUGA